GCGGUGGUGCUGAAACAGUGAAGAUGGCGUGUUGCAGGAGCUGUUUGUGUUGUCAAUGCUGUUGCAGGGAUGCGGAAACCAGGACGCCAGAGGAGCUGACCAUCCUGGGAGAGACAAGGGAGGAGGAGGACGAGAUCCUGCCCAGGAAAGACUACGAGAGUUUGGACUAUGACCGCUGUAUCAAUGAGCCCUACAUGGAGGUCCUGGAGGGGAUGGACAAUAAGAAAGCCAAAAAGUAUGAAGCGGUGAAGUGGAUGCUGGUGUUUGCCAUAGGAGUCUCCAUCGGAGUGGUCGGCCUGUUUGUGGAUUUCUUUGUCCGCCUCUUCACACAGCUCAAGUUCAGCGUGGUUGGGAAAUCUGUGGAGGAGUGCAGUGAGAAGGGCUGCCUGGCCCUGUCUCUGCUGGAGCUGCUGGCCUUCAACAUGGCCUUCAUCUUCAUCGCCAGCGUCCUUGUGCUCGUCGAGCCUGUGGCAGCAGGCUCAGGGAUCCCAGAGAUCAAGAGCUACCUGAACGGAGUGAAGAUCCCAGGGAUCGUGCGUCUGCGCACGUUUGUGUGUAAGGUGGUGGGAGUGCUGUUCGCAGUGGCUGGAGGUCUGUUUGUCGGGAAGGAGGGACCAAUGAUCCACAGCGGUGCCAUCAUCGGAGCAGGUCUGCCUCAGUUCCAGAGUAUCACCUUUAAGAAGAUCCAGUUUUACUUCCCAUACUUCCGCAGUGACCGGGACAAGCGUGACUUUGUGUCGGCGGGGGCAGCAGCAGGCGUGGCGGCUGCUUUCGGGGCGCCCAUCGGGGGCACCCUCUUCAGUCUGGAGGAGGGGUCAUCCUUCUGGAACCAGGCUCUCACAUGGAAAGUGUUGUUCUGCUCCAUGUCGGCUACCUUUACUCUGAACUUCUUCCGGUCUGGGCUCAACUACAACAAGUGGGGCUCUUUCCAGCUGCCAGGCCUGCUCAACUUUGGCGAGUUUAAGUGCCAAGAUGGUGACAAGGCGUGCCACCUGUGGACGGCGGUGGACCUGGCCUUCUUUGUGCUGAUGGGAAUCGUGGGGGGGCUGCUGGGAGCUUUGUUCAACUGCAUCAACAAACGCCUCGCCAAGUAUCGCAUGAAAAACGUCCACCCCAAGGCCAAGGUCGUCAGGGUGUUGGAGAGCCUGCUGGUCACCAUGGUGACAACGGUGGUGAUCUUCGUGGCCUCGAUGACCCUGGGAGAGUGUCGGGACCUGUCUCCCCCCACAACACACAACUCGACUGUGCUGGAGGGGUACAAUAUGGACGUGAACUCCACCAUCAGGCAGUUUUUCUGCUCCAAUAAGAGCUACAAUGACAUGGCCACACUCUUCUUCAACCCACAGGAAGUGGCUAUCCACCAGCUCUUCCACCAGGACGCUACCUUCAGCCCGGUGACUCUGUCUCUCUUCUUUGUUCUGUACUUCCUGCUGGCGUGCUGGACAUACGGCGUGUCCGUCCCCAGCGGCCUCUUUGUCCCUUCGCUGCUCUGUGGGGCGUCACUCGGACGCCUAGUGGCCAACGUCCUCAAGAUAAACCUGGGCAUGCACAUCUACUCCGGGACCUUCGCUCUGAUUGGUGCAGCUGCCUUCCUGGGUGGUGUGGUGCGCAUGACCAUCAGCCUGACGGUCAUCCUCAUAGAGUCGACCAAUGAGAUCACAUACGGCCUGCCCAUCAUGAUCACCUUAAUGGUGGCUAAGUGGACAGGAGACUUCUUCAAUAAGGGCAUCUAUGACAUCCACAUCCUGCUGAAGGGAGUACCCCUACUGGAGUGGGAGACUGAGGUGGAGAUGGACAAACUGACGGCCAGUGACAUCAUGGACCCCAACCUGACGUACGUGUACCCUCACACGCGCAUCCAAUCCCUGGUUAGCAUCCUGCGGACCACCGUCUACCAUGCCUUCCCCGUCGUCACGGAGAACAGGGACAACGAGCGCGAGUUCAUGAAGGGUAACAUACUCAUCAGCAACAACAUCAGAUUCAAGAAAACCAGUGUGUUAACGCGGGCCGGCGAGCAGAGGCGGCGUUGCCAGUCGAUGAAGUCGUACCCAUCCAGCGAACUCCGCAAUGUGUGUGAUGAUCAGGUGGCGGCGGAGCCAACAGAGGAGGGCCAGGACAUACUGCAGCAGAUGCUGGAGAGGAGGCAUAUGCCCUACCCCAACCUGUACCCAGAUCAGUCUCCGAGCGAGGACUGGACCAUGGAAGAGCGCUUCCGACCUUUGACCUUUCACGGCCUCAUCCUGCGCUCGCAGCUCGUCAACCUGCUCAUCCGUGGAGUGUGUUACGCCGAGAACCAGUCGAGUUCAUCUCAGCCACGUCUCUCUUUCGCUGAGAUGACAGAAGAUUACCCACGAUUCCCUGACAUCCAUGACCUGGACCUGGCUCUGCUCAACCCCCGGAUGAUUGUGGACGUGACGCCGUACAUGAACCCCAGCCCCUACACGGUGUCGCCCAACACACACGUGUCUCAGGUGUUUAACCUCUUCCGCACCAUGGGCCUCAGACACCUACCUGUGGUCAACGCCGUCGGAGAGAUCGUGGGGAUCAUUACGAGACACAACCUCACACAUGAGUACCUGGUGGCCAAACUCAGACAACAUUACAUCACCAUCUGAGGGGAGGAGCCAUCCUUCUUCGGCUACACUGAUUGGACUGCCCUCGGCCCAAUCCCCUCCCACCUGAUCUAUGGGUCGACCACAUCCACUACCUUGCUGUCCGUUCCUGGCACAACAUGGCACCGACCAGUUAGUGCCUCACCACACACACACACACACACACACACACACACACACACAAACAAACAAAAAAACCCGGGGACAGACAGGGCUUGAUGUGUGUGUCUCUCUUUCCCCAACCUUUGUCCAACUGGAAUAUGAGCAGAAGUGGGGUUGAUCAUGGACACUAAGUAUAUAUAUGUACGCACCGCACCCAACCCUGCGGCUCAGCUUGCUUAACCCUUCCCACUGCAGCACUUUAUGUUCUUUAUCGUGUCCACCUCCGUCUGAUUAUUGAUGUGUCAUGUUCUUAUGAUUUUAAUAGCAGUUGAAGUGUGUGUGUGUGUGUGUGUGUGUGUGUGUGUGUGUGUGUGUGUGUGUGUGUGCACAGUAAGCAUUUGCACUACAGACUGAGCGAAACCACUGACGUCUCUGGACGAAACGAGGAAGAGGAGGAAGAUGAGGAUGAUGGUGAUGUCCAUGGCGCAUCUCAUUAUUUUAAGGGCACCUGUUUCUUUUCUAGACUUCAAUCUGAUGUUCUGUGAAGCAAUGGGAACAGCAUCAUUUUAGCUUUGGAUGUGGAGAAUGGAGAUUUGAACAACUAGGAGACAAAAAUGGGGAAUUGAACGAGUCAAUCAGAUCAAUUAGACUAAAUAUUGGCAUUAUAUUUUAAUUUUGUUCUAUUUUAGUGGCUUUGGUUUCAGCACUAAAGCAGCUGAGGCUUCGAUUGUUUGUGAGCAGAAAAAGGGAUUUAAGAACAUGGAUUUUCCACAAGUCACUUGAACAUCAACUUCAUGGACAUCAACCAUGAAGCCUAUUAGAUAUCAGGGUUUGCCUCACUAGUUUAUCCUACUAACUGAUCAUUUUUAUUCAGUAAUCUUGCCACUAGUUGUGCUUUUUAGUUCAGAUGCAAUCAUCAGUCAGUAGAUAUCGCUUUACUAACCAGCACAGAACUAUAUAACGCUGCAUGUACAACACUGUUUAGACAAUGGACUCAAGGUUAGAUGGUUGCAGGUUUGGUCAUUGAAGCCUGUAUCCAAACCCUCAUGCACAAAGCUCAAAUGUGAAUGCAGGAGAAACCAAAACACUGAUUCAAUAUGAAACCAUUUGGUAAUGGAAUACCAAGCAUUUGGAGUAACCAUAUCUGUAUUAGUUCAGUUAAAGUUUUCCUCCAAAGACGACCAUUUUGACGGCCAUUUUGAGAAUAUCAGCUUUCAGUCUUCAACUGUUCACCUUUGCUCGAUUAGGUUGUAAAUUUGGAUUGACCUUGACAUCUAUUGUGCAGGAUUUAAACUCUGAUCACAGAAUAACUCACAAAUAAUGUCAUAUAUGUAGUCACAGGUAUAGCCCAAGAUGUAUGAAAUGCAUUACACUAAGCCACAUUAUCCAGACAUGACCAGUUAGUGAUGUGUGUUGUAGAGUAGAUGCAAGGCAGGCUUUGAUGCCCAAAGGGGACUAAGGCAGUGCUCAGUGUAGAUAUUAUAAGAGGGAAUAAACAAAAGUCUUGAUGAACUAUGAUGGCACAUAUGUAUACAUCACUCUGGCAUUCACAUGUGUUUGUUCUGUUUUGUGUUUUUAUUGGUUUAUUUAAGAGAUUAUUUCCACUGUAAAACAUGUUGUGUUUUAUUUGCUGCAGCUAACAUGUGAACUAUUGAAAGUGCUUUAUGAGGAUGAAAUAUGUGAACAUUCCUGUUUUAUUUUGUAUCAUAAUUUCAAGCAAAGGUGUUCUCAUGGAAGAUAUUAUUUUGUGUAGCCAUAACUAUUAUGUUUGUAUUCAUGUAUGUUUUUAAUGGUGUGUCUGGGCCAAGAUGUCUCUAUGCGGUUGCGCAAGUUCUGUAUUUCAUCUGACUUGAGAUCUGACCGCUCAAAGCCGGAUCAGAACCAGAGAUGUGUUCAAAUUCGCAAAGCGAGGCAAGUGUUAGGGAACGUUUGCAAGCAUUGGCUUUGCUUGUCACUGCUAGUUGACUGGUAUUUAGCAGACGCUUUUAUCCAAAGCGCGCGGACUCGCCACUGCGGGUUCAGGAAUCAAGUCACUGCUGCUCCACCUCGUGGGUCACACCAUUUUGCCACCGAUGGUCGGAGGAAGUAGUUUUCUGCUAACAUACAGUACCUGGACACGGAAUGAAGCAGAAUUUGGAAUUUGUAUAUAAACACAUUCAAAUUUAACAGUUCAAAUAAAGCGUUUGCCUCUGAUCGAAGACUUUGCACGCACCUCAGCUUAUGAUCCGUUCUAUUCCAGAGCUGAGUCCAGAUUCCGAGUCAGAUUUAGUCCAGUUCUAGUCCAAACCCAUUCCUAAGUCAGAUCUAGUCUGGCUUAAUGUCUGCACACAGGCAUCAUGCUCAUGAUAAAGGGCUGGUAAGGCUGUGUUUCCCAAAGCAUUAUUCAGCUCUGUGUGUGUGUUUGUGUGUGUGAGAGAGAGAGAGAGAGAGAGAGAGAGAGAGUUAAUCUUGUCAUGAUGAGUUUAUGCUAGCUAUGAACAAAGGCAGAGGGAGAGUGUGUGUUUUUGUGUGUAGAGGGAUGUACCACUUUGCCAAAUGACAAUGUGUGUGUAUGAGGAGAAUGGACUAGGCUGGACAUUGAGGAAGAGUGUGUGCGUGCGUGUGUGUGUUUGUGUAAGAAAGAGAGAGUAAUUGAGAGUUCGCAGGACAACGAGACUGAUAGUCAUGGGCUAUGUUAUAGCAGCUUUGCAGCUUUUAUGUUAACGGUGGCCAUUUUAAGGUCUUGUUGACCAUGUGUGGGUGGGACUGGUCUCUGGGGUGGGUGUGGUCACCUAUGUGUGGGUGUGGCCUGGGAAGACUUGUUGAAGUUGGUGGUCCCAGGAUCCUAGAGAGCCCCAGCCUGUGCCUUGAUCCUCUCCCUCCUCAAUAAAGACCCCUCUGUGUCCAUCGAGCUGUC
Alosa alosa (allis shad) is the source of this 5610-nucleotide messenger RNA. It is a transcript of the gene clcn6, whose product is annotated as chloride channel 6. Gene Ontology annotation, molecular function: voltage-gated chloride channel activity. Lineage: Eukaryota; Metazoa; Chordata; Actinopteri; Clupeiformes; Clupeidae. The record is from RefSeq and is a predicted model, not a curated record. Gene Ontology annotation, biological process: transmembrane transport; chloride transport. Gene Ontology annotation, cellular component: lysosomal membrane; intracellular membrane-bounded organelle.